AUGCAAAUGGUUUUCUUUUUCCAAAUCCUUGGCCCCCUUGUCCGAAGCCUCCAGUUCCUGUGCCAGCACCUCCUGGUACGAAACCUCCAGUUCCUGUGCCAGCACCUCCUGGUCCGAAACCUGCACCUCCUGGUCCGAAGCCUCCAGUUCCUGUGCCAGCACCUCCUGGUACGAAACCUCCAGUUCCUGUGCCAGCACCUCCUGGUACGAAACCUGCACCUCCUGGUCCGAAGCCUCCCGUUCCUGUGCCAGCACCUCCUGGUACGACACCUCCAGUUCCUGUGCCAGCACCUCCUGGUCCGAAACCUGCACCUCCUGGUCCGAAGCCUCCAGUUCCUGUGCCAGCACCUCCUGGUACGAAACCUCCAGUUCCUGUGCCAGCACCUCCUGGUCCGAAACCUGCACCUCCUGGUCCGAAGCCUCCAGUUCCUGUGCCAGCACCUCCUGGUACGAAACCUCCAGUUCCUGUGCCAGCACCUCCUGGUCCGAAACCUGCACCUCCUGGUCCGAAGCCUCCAGUUCCUGUGCCAGCACCUCCUGGUCCUAAACCUGCACCUCCUGGUCCGAAGCCUCCGGUUCCUGUGCCAGCCCCUCCUGGUCCGAAGCCUCCGGUUCCUGUGCCAGCACCUCCUGGUCCGAAGCCUCCGGUUCCUGUGCCAGCACCUCCUGGUCCGAAGCCUACGGUUCCUGUCCCAGCCCCUCCUGGUCCGAAGCCUCCGGUUCCUAUCCCAGCCCCUCCUGGUCCGAAGCCUCCCGUUCCUGUGCCAGCCCCUCCUGGUCCGAAGCCUCCGGUUCCUGUCCCAGCCCCUCCAGGUCCGAAGCCUCCCGUUCCUGUGCCAGCACCUCCUGGCCCAACACCCCCAGGCCCAAAUCCACCAGGUCCAUAUCUGUCAGGUAAAAUUCAAGUGAGUCCCCCCUCAAGUCGGAAAAACAACUUAAACAUGUUGUUUAAACGCUCUGAGCAACAGACAACACAUCUUCUUUAUAGUGUCCAUGUUGUUUCCACAUUACGACUUAAAGCACAUGAACACUACAAAGUCGGAAGAA
Messenger RNA from Cottoperca gobio, 1047 nucleotides. RefSeq lists its product as uncharacterized. Bases 1 to 909 code for a protein of 302 amino acids. The transcript has 3 exons. Lineage: Eukaryota; Metazoa; Chordata; Actinopteri; Perciformes; Bovichtidae. The record is from RefSeq and is a predicted model, not a curated record.